UCGUACCAGUUUCCAAACAGAUCUUUCUUUUCGUGAUUGAGUCGUGGAACGAUAUUUAUACAAACUGAAUCUGAUUGGUUGAGGUCUUCGUGAUAUACAUGCCCUUACCGGACUAAUUGUAGUACCGCAAAUAUCUCUUAUCCACGGCAUCUCCACAAUAUAAUGGAUGUUUGGCGUGUAGUUUAAAGAAAAUUUUGCGGUCAAGCGGUAAAAAUAAUGAAGCCAGUUGGAAAUACGGAGCCAGUAAUAUUCUCUCUUUGGUAACGCUCUGAGUGGCAAAAGUAAUCCAUCGUACCCUCUAUCAUAUUCCAACCUUUUGUUUAGCUACUUUGAGUAAUGUACGAUGGAUUUCGUAAUACGUCAGAGACCGAGUACCUAAUCGAAUGCCAAGCCCGUCCCCCGCUUUCUCACUCUCGACCCCACUUAUACUUCAAACCAACAUAUGUAGCUAGUUGAGGCGUAGGCUUUGACCGUCAAUCAAUUUCUCAUUUCUAUUGUUCCUGCUCAUAGUGAUGCCUGCUAAAGUGGGUGAGCGUCUUAUUGCCCCGACGCUUGACGAAUAUGCUCUUUCAUGUCCGAACCAAGUAUUCUACUCUAUCCCUAAACAUGACAACGAUCUGUCACAGGGUUUCAAGAAUAUUACCUGCAAGCAGUUUUCUAAUGCAGUAAAUCACGCGGCUGCCUGGCUGCAGACAGAAGUGUUGUCACCAAAUGCUACACCGUAUGAAGUUAUCGCGUAUCAGGGCCCAAACGAUCUGAGGUACCCAAUAUUAGCCAUCGCAGCUUCCAAAGUGGGCCAGCAGAUUCUGUUCCCAUUUCCCAUGGCAGUGACACCAAUCAAGCUUCAUUUACUCAAUUCAACUGGCUGCAAGUACUUACUGCAUGUUGCUGAUGAUAGAGAAGAAGUAUCCAAGCUUCUUGUAGACAAUCCGCAAAUCCAACCCACAGCGGUCCCGGAGUUGGAAGCUUGGCUAUACUCUGGUGACGCUCCGGCCUAUCCAUACAGCAAAUCGUGGAAUGAAGGGAAAGACGACCCUUGGAUCAUCUUUCAUACUUCAGGAACUACUGGACUGCCAAAACCCAUCACAUAUACAAACUCCAUGAUGUCCUCUUUUGACGUCGCCCAGACUUUGCCUGAACCGAAAGAGAUGACUCAGCUUGGGUGGUGUUUCAAUCGUCGAUGCUAUGGCGUUGUGCCAUUGAGUCAUUUUUCCGGGCUAUGCGCUGCGCUUCAAGGUCCGCUCUUCUUGGAGAUGGUGAGUAUUCAAGGCCCCGCAGGAAAGGUUACCACGCCUCAAGUUAUUUCGGAUAUACUGCGCUACAGUCAGGCCGAAGGCUUCGUCGGUCUCCCCUUUCUUCUGCAAGCAAUGUCGAAAAAUCAAGAAACGCUAGAAUCACUCAAGGCGCUUGAAUUUAUUCAAUGGAUUGGGGCGGCUUUGGACAAAGAAACUGGGGAUACGUUGUCGAAAUACGUGAAACUUUGUCCAGCAAUGGGUACGACCGAAUGCGGGCCCUAUUUUCUCAGGACGAACGAAGAUACUGAAGACUGGGAAUACUACGCUUUUCAAUCUGGUCAGGGAAUCGAGAUGAUCGAGAAGGCAAAUAAUCUGUAUGAGUUGGUGUUUCAGAAGAAAGAUGACGCGAUCUGGCAACAAGCUUUCAAAGUGUUCCCCGAUUUGGAUGUUUUCGAAACGAAAGAUUUGUUUGAAAAACAUAGCAGCAAGGACGGCCUAUGGUUAUACGCGGGUCGCUCGGAUGCCAUUGUGGUGCUUUCCAACAGUGCAAACAUCAAUGCUUCUCGAGUAGAAGAUAAGAUCGCAGCUCAUCCAAGGGUGAUAAUGGCACUCGUAGGUGGAACUGGUCGUCCGAAUUCAUUCGUUAUUAUCGAGCUCACACCUCCUGCAAGCGAAGAUUGGAAGAUCAAAGGCACAGAUGCAAUAUUGGCUGAUCUAUGGCCUACGAUUGAAGGCGCCAAUCAGGAUCUUUCGGAGUAUACGAGACUCCGAAGGGAAUUUGUGAUUAUCACGGGUUUUGACAGGGGGUUUGCAAUAAGCCCGAAAGGCACAAUCAGGAGAGAGUUAAGCUUGAAGGCAUUCGAGAAGGACAUUAGCGCUCUUUUUGCUGGCACAUAG
Periconia digitata is the source of this 2132-nucleotide messenger RNA. Lineage: Eukaryota; Fungi; Ascomycota; Dothideomycetes; Pleosporales; Periconiaceae. The record is from the annotation of a GenBank genome assembly.